Molecule: messenger RNA, 3942 nt
Organism: Calidris pugnax (ruff)
Lineage: Eukaryota; Metazoa; Chordata; Aves; Charadriiformes; Scolopacidae
Gene: SMC5
Product: structural maintenance of chromosomes 5
Exons: 24
Coding region: 4-3222 (1072 amino acids)
Biological process (GO): double-strand break repair via homologous recombination
Cellular component (GO): Smc5-Smc6 complex
Molecular function (GO): ATP binding; ATP hydrolysis activity
Source: RefSeq, a predicted model, not a curated record
AAGAUGGCGGUGGCGUCGCCGGCGAAAUGGAGCCUUGGCCCCCGUCAUGUGGGCGCCGGCGGCAGCGCGCGGGCCGUGAGGAGUACGGAGGCGCGCCCCCGCUUCGUCGAGGGCUCCAUCGUCAGGAUCUUCAUGGAGAACUUUCUAACAUAUGACGUUUGUGAAGUACAUCCAGGACCCAAUCUGAACAUGAUUGUAGGUGCUAAUGGAACAGGAAAGUCAAGCAUUGUUUGUGCCAUCUGCCUGGGACUGGCUGGAAAACCUUCUUUCAUAGGCCGAGCUGAUAAGGUUGGUCUCUUUGUGAAGCAGGGGUGCCUGAAAGGUGUAGUAGAAAUUGAACUGUCCAAGGCACCUGACAAUAUCAUUAUCACACGUGAGAUUCAGGUGGUGAACAACACAUCAGCAUGGUUUAUCAACAGAAAGCCAGCAACCUUGAAAACGGUAGAAGAGCAGAUUGCAGCCUUAAACAUUCAGGUGGACAAUUUGUGCCAGUUUCUUCCUCAGGACAAAGUUGGAGAAUUUGCAAAACUGAGUAAGAUUGAGUUGCUUGAAGCCACUGAAAAAUCCAUCGGUCCUCCAGAAAUGUACCAAUAUCACUGUGAACUGAAAAACUUCAGAGAAAAAGAAAGAGAACUGGAGAACUUAUGCAGAGAGAAAGCUAACUCUUUGGAGAAAAUGAGACAGAGGAUUGAACGAUACAAACAAGAUGUUGAGAGAUACCAUGAGCGCAAGCGCCAUCUAGACCUAAUAGAGAUGCUUGAGAGGAAAAGGCCAUGGGUGGAAUAUGAAAAUGUUCGUCAGCAGCAUGAGGAUGUGAAACAAAGCAGAGACCAAGCCAAGGAAGAGCUGAAGCAUCUGAAAGAAUUGCAGUCCCCAGUAACAAAAAAAAUCCAAGAAACUGAAGAAUAUUUUAAGAGUCUGGAUAUGAAAAUCAGAGAUAAGGCCACUGAAAUCAAAGACACUUCUCAAAAAUGUAAACAGAAGCAAGAUGCUUUGGACAUGAAAGACAAACAAAUUGAAGAAAUACAUCAGGCUUUGAGAAUGAAAAAAGAUGAAGAAAUGGACAGACAGAGGAAAAUACACGAUACUCGCAAGUUGAUAGAAGACUGGAAGAAUGAGCUCAAUACAGUGGCAGUCUCUGAGAAUCUUCAGCCACAAACUGACGCCAUUAAUAACGAGCUGAAAAAACUACAAGAAGAAAGGGCAAAUAUUGAUGGUGAUAUCAGUGAUAUAAGAGCAGAGAAAAUGAACCAAGAGAGGGAAAAGAAAAGAAUAAUUGAUCGCCUUGGACAACUUAAUAAUAUAAUGAAUAUGAAAGAAGAGAAUCUUAAAGGGAGAUUCCGAGACACACACUCUGCUCUUAUGUGGCUAAGAAAGAACAAAGACAAGUUUAAAAAACAAGUUUGUGAACCUAUGAUGCUUGAAAUCAAUAUGAAAGACAAUAGACAUGCUAAGUAUGUUGAAAAUCACAUUUCAGCCAAUGACAUGAGGGCUUUCGUUUUUGAGAGUCAAGAAGAUAUGGAAAUGUUUCUUAUGGAGAUGCGUGAUCAUCAGAAACUAAAAGUGAAUGCUGUAUGUGCACCUGCUGAAUCAUGUGCUGAAAACUUACCUUCGAGACCUAUUGAAGAAUUACACCGAUAUGGAUUUUUCUCAUACUUGCGAGAGUUAUUUGAUGCUCCUCAUCCUGUAAUGAGUUAUCUUUGCUCCCAGUACCGUGUUCAUGAUGUCGCUGUGGGAACAGAGAAGACCAGAAACAUGAUUGAAAGGGUCAUACAAGAAACCAAACUUAGGCAAAUAUACACAGCAGAUGAAAGAUACGUUGUUAAAGUAUCUGCUUAUACAAACCUAGUCCUCUCUACUAAUACAUCCCUGAAGGCAGCACAGUUUCUCAGUAGUUCAGUGGACACAGAUGAAAGAAGACAGUUGGAAAACCAGCAACAGGACAUCAAUAACACAUUAAAGUCAUUGGAUAUGCGUUUGACUACAUUGUUUGAGAGACAGAAAUAUCUGGAACACAGAGACAAUGAGCUCAGGCAACAGAAGAAGGAGCUUGUAGAGAGAGGAAACAGGAGAAGACAGUUGGAAUCGAAAAUCAGUGUGAAGUAUGAUAGUUUAAAACAGCUGGAACAAGAUGCUAUUGACUUAGUGAAGGAAUCUCAACAGGCAAAUAUAAAGAUCAAAGAAAUAAAUAUCCAAAAAGUGAGACUUGUUACUGAAUUAAUGCAUCUCAUAAAGAACUGUGUAUCGCUGAACAUCCUCAAAGCAGAUUUGGUUCUUCAGAGCGCUACAGUGGCUGCUGAGAAGAACAGACUAGAAUCAGAGUAUAAAGCAGCAAGUAUACAACUAAGAGCUGCAGAGCAACGAUUUCGUGAGCUGGAUGAUAGGAAGCGAGUUCUUACAGAAAACUGCAAGGAAUUGCUGAAAAAAGCUCGACAGGUCUGCAAACUGAGUCCAGAUCAACAUCUUCCAAAAGAAUUUCAAACUGCUUUUCAGGCUCUUCCGACCACGUUGGAGGAAAUUGAUGCUGUUCUGAAUGAAGAGAAAACCAGGGCCUCCUGUUUCACAGGCCUGAAUGCUUCAGUUGUUGAAGAAUACAAUAAGCAGACACAAGAAAUACAGCAGUUAACGGAGUAUCUAGAGGAAAAGAAAAAUGAAUUGGAUAACUAUAAGCAAAACAUUUCCCAGGUGAAAGAAAUGUGGCUAAACCCCUUGAAAGAGCUGAUUGAGCAAAUUAAUGAAAAGUUCAGUAACUUUUUUAGUUCUAUGCAGUGUGUUGGUGAAGUUGAUCUUCAUGUGGAAAAUGAGGAGGAAUACGACAAGUAUGGGAUUCGCAUCAGAGUCAAAUUCCACAGUAGCACUGAACUUCAUGAAUUGACUCCUUAUCAUCAGAGUGGAGGUGAGAGAAGUGUUUCCACUAUGUUGUACCUGAUGGCUCUACAGAAACUCAACAGAUGUCCUUUCAGGGUUGUAGAUGAAAUAAAUCAGGGAAUGGAUCCAAUGAAUGAGAGAAGAGUUUUUGAAAUGGUUGUGAAUACUGCUUGUAAAGAAAGCACAUCUCAGUACUUCUUUAUUACACCAAAGCUCCUGCAGAAUCUCACUUACAAUGACAGAAUGACAGUGUUGUUUGUCUACAAUGGACCUUUUAUGUUGGAAGGAAACAAAUGGAACUUAAAGUCUUUCUGUAGACGGCGGCGGCGACUUGGAAGGAUGGAUGAACAGUAAUAGAACUUCUUGGAACACCUGGCUUCCAAGACUUCAGAAAAUUGUGAAAGAUGAGACCUGCAAAGAAUUGGUGAUCAAGAACUUUGAUUCUUAAAACUUGUGUAAAAUUUUAACAGAUUUUAAGUGCAUGAUUUUUUUCAGAUCUUUCAUAGUGGCUUCUUUCUCCAAAGAAACUACUUUUUAUGAAUAGUAGUUUUAAAUAAAAAGGAAAGUUUCUUGUAUUUUGCUAUUUUAUCAGUAAUGUAGCAUCUGAGUACAGUUAUUUUUUCUAGGUUAUAUUGGACUUGUUUUAUGUCUGGGUGCCUGUUUUUUUGUUUGGUUUGUUUUUGGUUUUUUUAAAUUAGAAUCUACUUUUGGUAAAUAGUGUUCCCCCUAACACAGUUAAGGAUGUUCUCCAAACUUUUCCUAUUGAAAUGGAAAUUUUUUGGAUGAAUGAAGAUAAUGCUGUAUAGGAAGAGAAUGGCUUGUAAGUAGCUGUGGAUUGGGUUUUGUUUUGUGAAAAUAUAUCUGAAGUUAAUAUAAAGAAUGUACUAUUUUUAAAGUAAUAUACUUCAUUAUUAUUAUUUAUUAUUUUUGAGAUAAUGAUCCAUUUUGUAUUCCUGGAAGGAUAAGGUCUUUAUUUUUCUAGCAAGAGUCUCUCAGCAAGGAGACUUACAGAGCCAGGUGGAUUUGAAACACUAAGCUAGUUAGCUUGCAGAAGUAAAACUCAGCAAUAUGUAA